Schistocerca cancellata (South American locust) is the source of this 1287-nucleotide messenger RNA. RefSeq names its product dynein intermediate chain 3, ciliary-like. Gene Ontology annotation, cellular component: outer dynein arm. The record is from RefSeq and is a predicted model, not a curated record. Gene Ontology annotation, biological process: outer dynein arm assembly; cilium movement. Gene Ontology annotation, molecular function: dynein heavy chain binding; dynein light chain binding. Lineage: Eukaryota; Metazoa; Arthropoda; Insecta; Orthoptera; Acrididae. The transcript has 7 exons. The coding region runs from base 73 to 1287 and encodes 404 amino acids.
GGGCUGACAAGCAGCAAAAUAAAAUUUGAAAACAAACUGAGAAAGUUUCUCCUUGACAACUGCUCCUAUUCGAUGAAUACAGAAGCUGCAAAAUAUGAAGAGCAUGGCAUGAACCAUGCUGAAGGCUCUUGGCCGAAGAAUGUUAAUCCUAAUGAUCCAGAGGAAACGCAGAGAUACAGGGACAAACAGAUGAAGGAUGAAUCUUACCUGCAAUCACUAAGAACUAUUUGUGAGCCAAUGGAGCAUUAUAUACUGCAAAAUAACACUGUCAACAUUUAUGAUGACUACUAUGGAGGUAUCGAGUUCCAGUCACUUGACAAGAUGGCAACUGCUCGGAAAGUUAGUGUUUUCAGGGACUGCUCACGUCCUGAAAGACCAAUCAACCACAUUUCUUGGGCACCAGAAGGAUCAUUGAUGGCUGUAUCACACUGCAAUAUGAGUUUUGGAGCACUGCUUAAAAACACAGAUACAACAUCAUACAUCUGGGAUGUUGUGAAUCCUGACACUCCUUUCCGGAAGAUGUCGUCGUCUCGGGCGGUGACGUGUAUGGAGUUUAACCCAAAGGACCCGCACACACUGAUGAGCGGCCUGGCCACGGGGGAGGUGGGCGUCUGGGACAUCAGGGACGGCGCGGCGCUGACGCUGCACAGCACCCUGCUGUACAGCCACCGGGCCCCUGUGGCCUUGGUGCAGGUCAUACACUCCAAGACUGGGAACGAAUUCUUCUCCACUUCCUAUGACGGGCAGGUCAUGUGGUGGGACAUGCGCACGCUCAGUGAGCCCACAGAAAAGCUGAUCCUAGACCCGGAGAAGGGUGAACAGGACAUCGGCAGGGCCUCGGGCGCUUCGUUCCUAGAGUACGAACCUACCAUCCCGACUCAGUUCAUGGUGGGCACGCAGAUGGGCGAGGUAAUCGCCUGCAACCGCAAGAUGAAGACUCCGGCGGAAAUGAUAGUUGCAAAAUAUGCGGCACAUAAAGGACCAGUCGUGGCCCUUCACAGAAAUCAGGCGCUGUUAAAGAAUUUUUUAACAGUUGGUGAUUGGUCUGCUAAAAUAUGGGUGUGUGACGAGGCGCUGACGUGCCUCAGGGUGCAUGACGAGGGGCUGCACGUCGCUGUGGGCAACUCUCUCGGGACGGUCAACCUCAUCGAACUGUCUGAGAAUUUAGCCGAUGCGCCCAAGAAGGAAAGGGGAAUUUUAGCUACCGCAUGGAAGUGGAAGGAUUUGCAGUUUUCUGAAGAGUGGCUUGCAACAUUUUCUGUGUUUGGCACCUUCUAUGAUUCUUAA